Molecule: messenger RNA, 873 nt
Organism: Argentina anserina (silverweed cinquefoil)
Lineage: Eukaryota; Viridiplantae; Streptophyta; Magnoliopsida; Rosales; Rosaceae
Product: L10-interacting MYB domain-containing protein-like
Exons: 2
Coding region: 1-873 (290 amino acids)
Source: RefSeq, a predicted model, not a curated record
AUGGCAAAUUCCAAAGAACAAGCGUGUUGGAAUGAGUUCUUAGUAGAAGUUUUUGUUGACAUAUGUAUCAAGGAAGUGCAUAGAAAUUCGAAGCCACAAUCUCAUUUUACUUCAGAAGGAUGGAAUACUAUAAUCACUUCCUUUGUUGAACAAACUGGAAAAGAUUAUACCAAAAAACAGCUGAAAAAUAAGUGGGAUGCCCUAAAAGGUGAGUGGAGACUAUGGAAAGAUCUAAAGAAUAAAUAUACCGGUCUUGGGUGGGAUUCCAAACUCAACAUUGUUGUUGCGACCGAAGAGCGCUGGAGUCAAAUAAUUGGGAAAACCAAGGAAUUUGCAAGGUUCAAGAAAAAAGGAAUAUCACCCGAGUUUGAAACCAAAUUGGAUAUAUUGUUUUCCGAUAUUACAGCUACUGGAAAGCAUGCAUGGGCACCAUCUUCUUCAAUCCCUAUCCCUAAUAGUUCAGAGGAAUGUGACAAUGUUAACUACGUUGAAGGUAGUGGUGACUCUGAUGAGAGAGAUGCAUCUAAUUACACUCGGUCCUCUAAGAGGAAAAGAAAUGAGAGAGCUUUGAAAGAUAAAGAAAAAGUACCAAAAAAGGUUAGAGGUGCUGCACAGUUGGCCAAAGAAAUUGGCAGAAUGUGUUCUGCAAUUGAAAGUAGAAGUACAGCAUCUUCAAUAGUCAGUAAUGCGCGCACUAGUAUUAAUGAAGUGAUGAAGGAUGUCACCUCAUUGCCUGGAGCUGAGCAGGGAACCAGAUUGUGGUUCUUUGCCACUCGAUUGUUUUUAAGUGCAGAGAAGAGAGAUAUGUACUACACUAUGGAAGAUCCUAACAUGAAAUUAUGGUGGUUGCAAUUUGAGAUGAAUGAAAAAUAG